UCCAAGUUCCAAUAUGGCUGCCUACAGGGUCUCGCCGGAUUACUGUUAAGCCUAACAACUAUUCCAAACUAAUGAGUCGUCUUUGACCAAAUACGCUUCAAACAUGUUUCAACUUAUUUGCUGUAGACAUGGGAUAUAUUCGCCUUUGCGGGCACAGUUCUUUUCUUCGCCGUGUAGUAAAACAGGAGUCCACUGGAAGCUGUCACGGUGGUUUUCCUCAGGGACUCAUGCACGGAGCUCCUCGCAGCAGCUGGAGAGCGCCGUCAGUCGCUUCUGGCGUCUCACUCAGAGGACCGUACGGCGGUCUCCGAAGGGCAUCAAACCCCAGGGUUUGAAAUUCAUCCUCGGACCAGCGUUUCUAACCGUCUCAACACGCUUGUUUUGCCACGUAGCUCACUGUCAAGAAGACGUAAACAACAACACUCCACUAGAAGUUGUAGCCAAAGACUCGGCGCCGGAGUUCAAAUGGCACAUCCUGUGGGAGUUCGUCAAACCUCAGCUGUUUGCUCUCAUCUGUGCAGUCGUGCUCGCUUUCGGGGCGGCCAUCUUGAACAUUCAAAUCCCCCUGAUGCUGGGAGAUCUGGUGAAUGUGGUCGCACGCUUCCUCAGGGACAACACAGGAACUUAUGUGGGGGAAAUGACAGCCCCUGCCCUGAAACUACUGGGACUGUAUGGUAUCCAAGUGAGAGAGGCGUCACGCUGUCAGGUGGGCAGAAACAGCGCAUCGCCAUCGCCCGCGCGCUGAUCAAAAACCCCAGCAUCCUGAUCCUGGAUGAGGCCACCAGCGCUCUGGACGCAGAGUCGGAGCGAGUGGUGCAGGAGGCUCUGGACAGGGCGGCAAGAGGUCGCACCGUGCUAAUCAUCGCCCACAGACUGAGCACCAUCCAGCGGGCCGACCUCAUCUGUGUCAUGAGUAACGGACGCAUCGUGGAGGCUGGGACACACCUGGAACUGCUGAGCAAAGGUGGUAUUUACUCCGAUCUGAUCCGCAGACAGAGAGCCGAGGAGAAGAAAUGAAAACCGCUCCACUUUUUCUUCAUGUAGAUCAACUCUAAAAAGGUUUAAUAAAUGUAAUGUGUUGAUUAAAGUGUAAAUGUUUACUUUUUGUCUUUAGAAAAUCAGAAAAUCCCUCUCUGCAUUCAGCCAUGAAUAGACCAGCAUUGUAAAGCCUUUGCUUUGAAUAACAUGAUAAUUUAUUUCUUCCACUGUGAGAAGUUUAAAUAACUAAGAAAAAAAUAAAAGUUGGUUUGAUUGAAAAAAA
This is a messenger RNA of Oryzias melastigma (Indian medaka), 1261 nucleotides long. RefSeq names its product ATP-binding cassette, sub-family B (MDR/TAP), member 8 (gene abcb8). Gene Ontology annotation, molecular function: ABC-type oligopeptide transporter activity; ATP hydrolysis activity; ATP binding. Gene Ontology annotation, cellular component: membrane. Gene Ontology annotation, biological process: transmembrane transport. The record is from RefSeq and is a predicted model, not a curated record. Lineage: Eukaryota; Metazoa; Chordata; Actinopteri; Beloniformes; Adrianichthyidae.